AACCAACCACCUUCAAGGCCACAAAUCCUAGCCCCCUUCUACAUUUUUGUUCUUCUUUUUUUUAUUUUUUCACACCUCAAUGAUCGCCUUCUGCGACCCAAUUCAUCUUCCGACGUGCCAUGCGGCGGCUCCGCCAACUCCCAAUCGUUCUUCCUAAUCCCGCCGCCGCUGCUCCUCCUUUGCGCCGCUCUAUCCGUUGGGCUAACGCCGCCGUUAUCGAAGACACCGUCUUUCAAGAAGUUGGAGAUAAGCAGAACUUGGAUACCGCGGUGCCCCGACUUCCUGCUUGCCGCUUGUCCGUUCCUUUUGUCGUCUGCGUCCUGCGCAAGUUCCGCAGGAAACCUUGCGCCGCUCUCGCUUCCUUCAAGGUGUUUGAGAACCUCGGCUUCCGACACACUCUUUGCACUUUUGCUGAACUCGUUCGCAUUUUGGGAGAAGCUGAUCGUCGGAAUCGGUUGGUAGAAGUUUUCUCCGAUAGGUUUGUUGUCAGCCAAGGAAGUUUGGAUUUUGGGGUCUCUGCCCUCUUUGAUGUCCUUCGUUGCAAUUCUACUAGCACUGAUACGCUCGUUGUGGUCUUCGGUGCGCUUGUUAAGGCAUAUACGCUCUGCGGCAUGUAUAAACAGGCCACCGAGGCGUUCUGUCAGCUCCCAGAACUUGGUUUCGUUCCUUCAAUGAAGCUUUGUAGUUACCUAAUGAAUUGCCUCGCAGAAAAUGGCAACUUACAUAUGUUACUGCAGGUGUUUGAUACAUUGGAGAUGCUUGGAAUGCAUCCGGAUGUUUACAUGUUCACCAUAUUGAUCAAGGCAAUGUGUCAAGAGGGAAAGUUGGAUGAGGCGUUGAGUGUCUUGAAUGUGAUGAAGGAAGUUGGUGUUCAGCUCGAUCAAAUUACUUGCCAAACGGUUCUAGAAGGAAUGUGUGCCAAUGAAAGACCUGAUUUGGCUUAUUUGUUUCUUGAAGAAAUUGCGAGUGAGGGUGUAAUUUUGCCUCUUGUUUCUUAUAACAAAGUGAUUAGCAGAUUGUGUAAGAAGAAUAGAGUUGAAGAAGCAGAAAAUAUUUUGGAAUAUAUGAAGAAAAAUGGAGUGCACGCUGAUGGGUUCAGCUAUUGCUGUCUCAUUCAAGGCCACUGUGGCGGAGGUAAUGUAGUGAGAGCAUUAGAUCUUCGGGAGGAGAUGAUCUCAAAGGGUAUUAGGAAGGAUCAUGUUGCAGUUAGCAUCUUAAUUCAAUGUUUCUGUAAGAGGGGCAUGGCUUCUGCAGCUUUACAUUACUUAAACAAAGUUAGAGCAUCAGAAAUUUACCAUGAUAAAAUUCUUUACAGUAUUGGACUAGACAUUUAUUGUAAGUUGGGAAAGAUGAGUGAAGCAGUAAACUUGCUUGAUGAGAUGGAGAGUCAGGGAAUAGCUCCAGAUAGAAUUCACUUAACAAAUUUGAUAAAAGGGUUUUGCAAGAAUUGUGAUAUCAUCAAUGCUGAAAAAGUGUUCGCUGGUAUGAUGAAGAUCAAUGUGCAUCCUGAUCCCGUGACAUUCAAUAUACUUGCCAAAGGUUUUUGUAAAAAUGGUUUUGUGGACAAGGCAUCUGAUCUUGUACUUUAUAUGAUCAACCAUGGCGUACAACCUACUGAAAGGACCUAUCAUUUGAUAAUUGAUAGGCUCUGCAGAGAAAACAAAUUAGAGGAAGCAGAAAAGUUAUUUAUGUCAUUAGAAGAAAAGGGGAUUGGUCAAAAAUCCCUUCUUCCAAGUGCGAUGGUCUCAGCUCAGAUAGAACUUAAUAAUACAAAGGAGGCCUGUGCACUUUUUAUCUGGCUAUCUAAGCAAGGGCAUCUUGUAAAUGAGAUUGCCUGCUCAAAGCUUGUAAGUGAGCUGUGUAAUAAGGGAGAUUUAAGGACAGCUUCAAUGGUGAUUAAGACUAUGUUAGAUAGGCAUAUUACCCCAGACAAGAUAACCUAUUGUAAACUUAUUGGAGCUUAUUCUCGAGUAGGAGACAUGACUAAUGCUAAGAUUUGGUUUGAGGAUAUGAGGAAACGAGGGGUGUCACCAGAUGUUGUAGUAUAUACUACACUAAUGAAUGGAUACUGCAAGGUCAAUUUCUUGCAUGAAGCUUGCCAGUUAUUUCGUGAGAUGAUUGAAAGAGGAAUUCCUGUUGAUGUACAUGCUUUCACAGUCAUACUGGAUGGCCAUCUAAAGGCAAAUCAUCAUCUAGGUUGGCUGUAUCGUGACAAGAAAGAAUGCAUAAGUGAAAUGAAAUCCAAGUUCUUAAUUCUUUUGAAUAGCAUGAAGGAAAUGGAGAUCAAACCAGAUAUAGUCUGCUAUACUGUUUUGAUUGAUGGUUAUUUCAAGAUGGAAUGUGUUCAGGCUGCUAACAGACUUCUUUCUGAGAUGAUUGCAAGAGGAAUAUUACCAGAUGCCUGCACAUAUACUGCUCUUUUAUGUGGUUAUUGUCACCUCGGUCAAAUUGGUAAGGCUGAAAUGUUGUUGGAAGAAAUGAUACUGAAAGGAGUUAAACCUGAUUUAGUUGUUUUAUCAGUGAUGGCAAGGUGGAACUUGUCACCUAAAUUGUUUCAGUCUGUAGAUCUUCCUUCCGACACUUGAUCAGUCACUGUGUUUGCUUCACUGUAAAGAAUUACUUUUCAGCAGGUACAUGCAAUUUAUAUAUAGUGAUUCAAUGUUCUAAUAUGUACUUUCAUUUGUUUAGAUGGCGAUAGCUAUUGCAGGUUACAAUUAUCUCGGAGGCCAUGGAUGUUGCUGCUUUAAAAGAGCACAGGUCAUACACAUGUGAAUAUGUUAUAGGUUUUCAGCUUAAAAAGUUGGAAAUUGAAAGGGGACCAAUCGUCUCUCUACAUAUAUAUCCAAUUUAAAGGACACAUAUAGAGCGAUAUGGCCUUUGCAUGGAGCUCAAUGAAGUGAUAAGAUGAUGCAGCGAGCCUCAAAUAGUUGGGAACACAGCUUGAUGAUGAAUAGUUAUCUGAUGAAUUUGCAAAUACAAGUCUGUGACAACUCCAGCAUGAUUUGAGAAUAUGCAGAUUUAUCUGCUAUCUAUGGGAUUAGGCCGUCAUACAUGAUGUAAAAGAACGCAGAUUCUUCAUCUGCCAUACUCAUUUCUCUGACGCGAGGACAGGUAGCUGAGUGGACACCCGAACGCUUCCUGCGUUGAGUUCAAUAAACUGAUGCUAUGCAGGUGCGUGUGAAGCAGCUAAGCAUGAAUUAGAGAGACAAGUGCCAAUUCGUGGUCAUUAAUCUGUCGUAAAUAAAUUGUGUUUUUCGUGUCCAAGUAUACAGAACAUUUUAAACUUUUUUUUUUAAA
Zingiber officinale is the source of this 3297-nucleotide messenger RNA. Its product is annotated as pentatricopeptide repeat-containing protein At2g26790, mitochondrial-like. The transcript is spliced from 4 exons. Lineage: Eukaryota; Viridiplantae; Streptophyta; Magnoliopsida; Zingiberales; Zingiberaceae. The coding region runs from base 120 to 2585 and encodes 821 amino acids. The record is from RefSeq and is a predicted model, not a curated record. Gene Ontology annotation, molecular function: protein binding.